Molecule: messenger RNA, 1251 nt
Organism: Dichomitus squalens LYAD-421 SS1
Lineage: Eukaryota; Fungi; Basidiomycota; Agaricomycetes; Polyporales; Polyporaceae
Exons: 2
Coding region: 1-1251 (416 amino acids)
Source: RefSeq, a predicted model, not a curated record
AUGUUUGUAAACAUAGCACUGAACGGGGGCAUAGCGGCCUUCACUCCGUCGAACUCAACCACACAAUCGCCGAGUCUCGCGCCCACGUCUGGAUUCGACGACGCGAAGGACGACGAGCUCGCCUACAAGGAAGCAUUGGAGUGGCUAGACAGCUUACCACUCCAAACGUGGAGUAUAGGAGGUGUAUGUAGCGAUCUGAGGUACGUAUCCUUGUUCAAUGGAGAUGCAGAGAGCCAGACGGGCCGUCCCAUGGCAAGUUUUUCUCCUCAAGGCGUCGCUAUGUAUGAUACGCCUCAGUACGAACAAUACUACUGCGGCAUGAACAUCGCAUCCCCUUGUCCUGCGCUCUCGACCCCGGAGUCUGGCUUGGGCUCACCGGCUGGUGUUGCCAGCGUCAGCCUGAGUACGCCAGAAUCCGUAUACUCUAUCCCCUACUUCGCCCCAGGGGAGGCUCCUUGUCAUUCCAUACGGUCGUUCUCGCCCGCCACAAUCCCCUGGGGCCCGUCCACCGCGAUUGUGACAGGCGCGUCCUCGGGGUGUGACGUCACGCGUUAUACCCACGCCACGACGCGUCUCGCGGUUCCCUCCAGGAUCUCUCCCUUCCCUGCUGUUCCUGCCCAAGCCCAGCAGUAUGGCCUCCAGCUAGCGCUACACCAACAAGAACAUCGUCACCAUGCUCAUGCGCACGGCUCAGGAACGCUGUCAUUCUCUAAAUUGAGGGCUGGAGCCCCCUACGAGUCCCGCCGCCGUGCUUUCCCCGACGCCUCCAAGUCGGACCACCAGGCCAAUGGAACGAGUGAUAAUGUCAAGCUCGAGGGACAAGGCAGCACGAUUCAGCUGUGCUCCCCCCCGCGACCCCCGAUCACACAAAGCGUUCCGUGUCCGAUCUGUUCCAAACUUUACAACCGCGAGCUGGACAUGGUCCGGCACCUCAAGUCCGUCCACAAAAAGGUUACAAGGUACAUCUGCUGGGGCGUGUCUAUGAGCGAUGCACACAAGUACAACAUCCACGGCAACGCCAGGCAUUUCGAGUGCCGAGGUGUUGUCAUGAUCGGAGGGUGCGGCGGCACCUUCUGUCGCAAGGAUGUCUACAUGAGGCAUCUGAACAGGUCGAGAGGGAGAUGCGUUGGCGAUCCGAGGGCCCCAUACCACCCCGGGAAUGCCGAGGAGACCCAAGGACAACCACGGACUCGGAAGCAACCCGUAAAGCGGGUCCGUAAACAGCAUGGGCUGCGGGCUGCGUCUGCUUAG